AUGUUGGACCAUUUGCAUAGCACCGCAGCGUCUUCGUUAGGAGAAGAUCCAAUUGAAAACUUCCCGGCUGUCCUUGCAGUCCCCGCGGGGACAAAUGAGCACGAGCGCGCAGCGUAUGAAAAAGUGGCGGACAGCGCGGGAUUUACUGUAUUUGCAGCAAUUGACGAGCCUGUGGCUGCUCUUCAUGCGGCGGAGGAGUGUGCGAUUCAGGAGCUGCAAGACGCUGAAGCAUUGUUGACGAAAGGUCCAAUUGCAGUGCUCGAUAUUGGAGGCUACGUAUCGACGAUGUCGUUGCUCAAGAAGGAACGUCGUAGUGGCGGAUUCAAGCUACUUCACACGCUGUCGACUCAUGCGAUUUCAGGCCACCAAGUGAACGAGCUUCUGUUCCGUUCGGUGGUAGAAAAGUUUGAGCAGGAUCACGGAAUUGAUCUGUCAGUAGACUACAUGGCCAGUUAUCGCAUUCUAGAGGCGGUGGAGUCUGCGAAAGUCGAAUUGUCCAGUCGCGUAAGCACCGACAUCAAUCUCCCGUUCAUCACUGCUGACCAGAAGGGAGCCAAGCACUUGGUUCAUAGGAUCACAUCGUUUGACCUCGCGCGCGUUCAGGAAGGCCCCGCUAGAGAAGCGAUUGCACUUUGCAACCAAGUAUUGAACGAGGCCAGUGUAUCUAAGGAAGAUCUUAGCGCAUUCGUGCUCAUCGGUGGGGGUGCAAAGUCCGAAUUUAUGCGAGAGCAGCUUGAAACUUUCUUCAAGCUAUCUGCAUUUAGCACAAAGAACUUCCGUCCUGAAGAAGCUGUGGCCCUAGGUGCCGCGGAAUAUGGCCGCAAGUUAGUGCAAGAGUACUAA
Phytophthora infestans T30-4 is the source of this 843-nucleotide messenger RNA. RefSeq lists its product as uncharacterized. The transcript has a single exon. The coding region runs from base 1 to 843 and encodes 280 amino acids. Gene Ontology annotation, molecular function: ATP binding; ATP-dependent protein folding chaperone. The record is from RefSeq and is a predicted model, not a curated record. Gene Ontology annotation, cellular component: cytosol. Lineage: Eukaryota; Oomycota; Peronosporomycetes; Peronosporales; Peronosporaceae.